This is a messenger RNA of Xyrichtys novacula (pearly razorfish), 3557 nucleotides long. NCBI's taxonomy places the organism in Eukaryota, Metazoa, Chordata, Actinopteri, Labriformes, Labridae. The record is from the annotation of a GenBank genome assembly.
ACAUAUAGGAUGGGGUAGAUCAGAGCAGAUUAUUGAGUUUGAAGACGCUAUUUAAUUAUGGUGUUUAGUUAAAUUAACGCUGUAGCUUCGAGUACAACUCCAGUGCAAGUACAGUAAAAAUUAGGAGAUUAAUAAUUGAUAAAAUAAGUUAAAGAGAGAAAUAUAUAAAAUAUGUAAAAAUUAAGAGAUAAUAUACAAGUAUGUACAGUAAAAAUGGAGAGUUAAUAUACAAGUAUGUACAAAAUAAACGAUAUUUGCGUAUUUCUAUCGCAAUAUCCAGGUCUGCCUACGUGUUUUAUUUUAAUAUCGAUAUCCGUUAAGAUUAGGAAACGCCCAUACAAGUCACCUGAUCUACACCAACCAAUAGAAUCCCGGCAGCGAAUUUAAAAAGGUGCCGCGAGCCUCUCAAGCACAGUUCAUACCAUAACAACCUCUAAUUUGGUGCGACAGAGCUAACAGCGGAACCAAACACGCAGAACACAACUUUGUACGGUAGGUAUCAUCGAUAACACGGUCGCUGACGAAAGGAUACCCCUAAAAAGUGCAAUAUAAAGAGACUAAUGUUCAGCGAGCUCUACAGUGGGGCUAAAUUACAGUCAACGAGGCGCCAUUUGGAUUUAAUGAAGCUAACUGCCAGUGUUUUGACCAUAACUAACCUAGCUAUGCUAUGCUACCCUGAGUGUAAAGAUGCUGUUUGGUCUCAUAGGAACAAAAUCAACGUUUUUCAUUGUCAGUUUUGUGCGAGUUUUAGCUUUUGCGUAUAGUUAAGUCAUGAAAAACUAAGCCAUCAAAACCUUAUAGUAUUUGUUAUUUUAGAUUAACAUCAACACAUCUGAUUGGACCUAUACUUUUCAUGCUAUAGUGUACAAAAAUAAAAAAUCAUCGUAUAGGUCUUUGUGGGCGUGGUUUGUUAAGAUUCAGGUUCUGUUUUUCAGACAAAAUGGCCAACAUAAUCUUUGCAGAGCAAGAAAAUGCACGUCUUCAUCCACCUUCUCUGAAGAUGCGACAGCGCCUUCAGUCUGCUCCAGGUAAUAAAAAGCUAAGUAGAUGACAGAGUUCUGUCCUUUUAAAGCUGUGUAUGGAUACAUAAAUAGAACACUGCUCUUUUCCCACUUCUCCAGAGAAACUGAUGAAAUCUCCAGUGACUGCCAAAAGCAUUACAACUCCUCUGCCAUUUAAUCGUAAAGCUUUUGGUACUGUAAAUAAACAAGUUUCAACUCCUGCCAUCAACACUCAAGAGAAGAAACUCCUGAAGCCCCAGGUUAAAAUUCACUGAAAUGUAGUUAAAAACUGUAAAGUGACCAAUUUAAUCCAUACCUCAAACUGUGCCUGUGCUGAUACAGCUCUUUGUAUCCUACAGGAAACCAAAGUCAAACAGGCCCCUCCAACCAAAGUGGAGGAAUAUCCAGAGAUUGAAAAGUUCAUACCUUAUGACCCUAUUGGUAAGUAUUAUAUUAGCUCUGUUGUCACAUUUAGAGGUAAAUGCAUACACAAACCUUAAUUAUAUAUUUUUUGUAAACUUGCUGUAGCACAUGCUUUAUACUAGUACAUUAAGGACUCCAUUCAGGCCACUAGGAUACAUUCUCCUUUAAGCUUAUCUGUAUUUGCUUUGUAAGAGGACAUGUAAGGCCAGUGGAGUUGAUGUUUUUGACUGUUUGACAAUGUCAUGUUUUUCUAGAUUUUUGGGUAAAUUUUGUUUAUAAAUGAAUUGUUCAAAAUUUUCCAGAGUUUGAGAAGUACAGCAUACCUGAAGAUCUGAUUCCUCUCAGUGGUUUUGCUCUGCCCGGGCUGGCUUGCUUCUCACAAACCCCACAUCAUUGUGAGGAAGAUCUUAGACCGAUUGAUCCACUUCCAAACCUGUCACCUUUAAAGAUGCCAAAACGUUCAGGUAAUAUGUUUUUGUUUAAGCUACAUUCGCACUAAUGAUUUUGGCUGAUAAAUACACUUGGUCUAUCGAACUGCAUCACAAUAGGACUUUGUAAUCCCUGAAAGAUGUAUUCUUAUCUAUGGAUGUUUUUGUUAAACUCCAUUUAAAGCUUAUUGAAGCAAGAGAGGCUGCCAUCACUUCUGUAAUCUCUGAUAGUUCAGUGUAACACAGGAGGUCUCCUCAGAUGGCUGAAGGUUAAACAUCAGAAUAUGCAGAAACUGAUUAAAAAAUGAGGAGUCCCUUCCCCAAAAAAUAAGUCUCCAUAGUGAUCGGGAAUUGACUUUACACUAUCAGACCUUAUGCAAACCACUGCUGCAGCAGAAUUUGGCCAAUGUCUGAGGCAAUUAAAAGCAGCAGCAGCAAAACAUAAUAACAUACUGGAGCUGUGAGAUGCCAAAGACGCAGAGUCCAGAAACACCUGCUAAAAAGGAAGCAACUUUAGCUUCGCAUUAUUCUCAUCUGGCCUAUAUGAAGGAGACCCUUAAAGGAUUCAGAUGCAACUUUUUCAGAUCCCUUAACAAUAAAUCAACAGCUGGAAAAUGGUCAUCUGGAGGGUCUCUUAUUAGCCUGCUGCAUAAUCCAAAAACCACAGUGAUCUUUGUGCAUUUAUGGAAAAAAAAUAAAAUAAAAUUGUCCAUCAGAUGUAUACAUUUUUUUUUUUUAUUUAGAAAACACUGCUUAUAUUUGCACAGUACAAAAUCGGCAAACUUGUAAGAGGUACUGCUUUGCCCACAGGGGGCACCAAGAUCAAGGAAAACAAAGUUCCCAUACAGAAGCAUCAAAUGAAGAUCAAUGUUUUUAACAUAAUUGCAUUCAUCAUUUUAAUGAAGUUUAUUAAUGACUGUGAAAUACACAAACAAAAAUGAACAGAUUGAGCCCUUACAAGGUACAGGAGAUGUAAGUACACGCUGGCGGAUGCUUUGUAUCUAUGAAUGAACUUAAUACAGGUGAUAGCUUGAAAGUUGUGACAGCACAAAUCAUCUUAUAAAUAGGCUAAGAAAGGAAAUCUGAAUGCUGAGUGUUGCCAUACUGCUAUGAGGUCAGCUGUGUUAAUGUAACUCAGGCUAAAAUAAAUAAGAAGGUCAAGUUUCUCUUCAAAUCCCACCCUGACCUGACCCUUCAGAGUAAUUAUUGUGGCAUUGUCGAGACAUGCAGAGUCUGGGGUUUCCACGUGUCUAGUCUUCAUGGUGUCUGAUGCCAACGCAGCACAAAAGAGGUAAAUGGAGCUUUGUCUUGGCAGAGGUAGUGCUCUGAUCAUGAUAACCUGAAUCAUCUAGAGAUACAGUUGGCUUGUAAAUGUUACACUAUCUGAUAAGAACAACAGGAGUGAUUCAGAAAAGUAGAUCUCAAUGAAAAACUUGCAGAAGUGACAACCGUCUGGUUACUGUGGCUGUUGCGUAUGAAGCUUAAGCUUUAAACUACAGGUGUCAUUAACCCACUGUAUCAUUAACUGUACUGUAUCUCACUUUUUCAGAUUGUGGCUCCGAGCUUGACGCCUUUCUCCAAACACUCAAUGAGCUGACUGUUGAACUUCCUCCAGAAACUGAUGGUUACUGAAUUUUAACUGUUGUGUCGUGUGUUUUUCAAGACCAAAUUUUUUUUUACUGCAAUAAACAUGUUUUAUCUUUCA